AUGGUGUCUCCCACAACCCCGGAAGUGUUUAAGGCCCUAGUAGUCGGUGACAGGAUGAGUGGUAAAUAUGGCUUGGUGGGCUACAACAGUUCGCGGAAGCACAUCUCGAUCUCCAUCCCCUCGUCUUCGGAGCAGGUCAUGUCUCCUCACAUCAAAUCUGUGGAGGAGCUGAGGGUCCUGGGCAUCAACCUCAGCAGCUUCAGCGCUCCCACACAGUUCUUCAUCUGUGUGGCUGGAGUCUUCCUCUUUUACCUCAUCUAUGGAUAUCUGCAGGAGCUGAUAUUUUCUGUGGAGGGAUUCAAGCCUUUUGGUUGGUACCUCACCCUUAUUCAGUUUGGUUUUUACUCCACAUUUGGACUCAUCGAGCUUCAGCUCACACAAGACAAACGCAGGAGAAUUCCGGGAAAGACUUAUAUGAUAAUAGCAUUUUUAACAGUGGGCACAAUGGGCCUGUCAAAUACCUCUCUGGGCUACUUGAAUUACCCCACACAAGUCAUCUUCAAGUGCUGUAAACUAAUACCCGUCAUGAUUGGAGGAGUGUUUAUACAAGGAAAACGGUAUAAUGUGGCAGAUGUGUCUGCAGCCUUAUGCAUGAGUUUGGGAUUAAUAUGGUUUACUUUGGCUGAUAGCAAAGUCGCCCCAAACUUCAAUGUUACAGGCGUUCUCCUGAUUUCCCUGGCCUUGUGCGCUGACGCUGCUAUUGGAAAUGUACAGGAAAAGGCGAUGAAGCUGCAUAACGGCUCCAACUCUGAAAUGGUGCUUUAUUCCUACUCUAUCGGCUUAGUGUACAUCCUCACAGGGCUGCUCUGUGUGGGCGGCCUGGGUCCGGCUGUGGCCUUCUGCUCGGAGCAUCCUGUUAAGACAUACGGUUAUGCAUUCUUGUUCUCGCUCACGGGUUACUUUGGCAUCUCCUUUGUUUUGGCCUUGAUUAAACUCUUUGGUGCCUUGGUUGCUGUGACAGUGACCACUGGACGGAAGGCCAUGACUAUUGUACUCUCCUUCAUGUUCUUCACAAAACCUUUCACUUUUCAAUACAUUUGGGGCGGCCUUCUGGUGCUCUUCGGCAUCUUUUUGAAUGUUUACAGUAAAAACAAAGAUAAAAUGAAGCUUCCCACAAUCAAGGACCUCCAGAGUUUGCUUAUUUCAGGAAAGAAAGUCCGGUUUCUCUCUCAAAAUGUAUAG
Knipowitschia caucasica is the source of this 1182-nucleotide messenger RNA. The record is from the annotation of a GenBank genome assembly. Lineage: Eukaryota; Metazoa; Chordata; Actinopteri; Gobiiformes; Gobiidae.